Molecule: messenger RNA, 2260 nt
Organism: Coffea eugenioides
Lineage: Eukaryota; Viridiplantae; Streptophyta; Magnoliopsida; Gentianales; Rubiaceae
Product: pentatricopeptide repeat-containing protein At1g34160
Exons: 1
Coding region: 65-1789 (574 amino acids)
Biological process (GO): RNA modification
Molecular function (GO): RNA binding; zinc ion binding; protein binding
Source: RefSeq, a predicted model, not a curated record
CAACAUCAAAAAUUCGCUCUGCGUAGUUCCGGCUACAAGUUCACAACGACGCUUCUUUCGUUGCAUGGCCUAUGCUGAAAAGCUCCUAACCAAAUGCAAUUCCCUACCACACAUCAAGCAACUUCAAGCCCACCUCAUAACCACCGGCCUUUUCAAAUCCUACUUUUCCCGUUCAAAGCUGCUUGACUUUUGCGCCACCUCCUCCGCCGGCAGCCUGUCUUACGCUACCUUUAUCUUCAACCACAUCCCCCACCCUGCCACCAAUGAUUGGAACGCCAUUAUCCGCGGCCUCGCCCAAAGCCGCCAACCGCUAGAUGCAGUCACUUGCUACGUGUCCAUGCGGCGUGCCCGUUGCACCCCUGAUGCCUUAACUUGUUCCUUCACCCUCAAGGCCUGCGCUCGCGCAUUGGCCCGGAUUGAAGCCCUUCAGUUCCAUGGUGAGAUUGUCAAGUUUGGGGUGGGUGCUGAUGUUUUAUUGCAGACUACUCUGCUUGAUGCCUAUGCAAAAUGUGGGGAUUUGAAUUGCGCGUCGGUUAUGUUCGAAGAAAUGACUAGUAGGGAUAUUGCGAGUUGGAAUGCUAUGAUUGCUGGGAUGGCUCAGGGGAACCGACCAAAUGAAGCUCUAGAGUUUUUUAAGCGGAUGAGGGAGAAUGGGCUGAGCCCAAAUGAGGUUACCGUCCUGGGAGCACUAUCUGCAUGUUCACAGCUUGGUGCUUUUAAGGAGGGAGAAAAGAUUUAUGAUUAUAUUAGAGAUCAAAAGCUUGAUGACAAUGUAAACGUUUGCAAUGCAGUUAUUGACAUGUUUGGGAAAUGUGGAUUUGUUAACAAGGCGUUUGAAGUGUUCAGUGGCAUGAAAUGUAGGAAAACACUUAUUACUUGGAAUACAAUGGUUAUGGCAUAUGCAAUGCAUGGGGAUGGAGUUAAAGCAUUAGAGCUGUUCAAGCUAUUAGAACGAGAUGGUUUGGGGCCGGAUAGCGUGAGUUAUUUAGCAGCAUUGUGCGCGUGUAACCAUGCAGGGUUGGUGGAUGAAGGGUUGAAGUUGUUUGAGUCAAUGGAGGAAAGUGGGGUGGAUAAAAAUGUGAAACAUUAUGGUAGUGUUGUUGACCUGUUAGGAAGAGCAGGACGGUUGGAGCAGGCGUACAAGAUUAUAGCAUCAAUGCCCACAUAUCCAGAUGUUGUGCUUUGGCAAACUUUGUUAGGGGCUUGUAAAACUUAUGGGAAUGUGGAGAUGGCAGAGAAAGCAUCCAGGAAGCUUGUAGAAAUGGGAUCACGUAGUUGUGGGGACUUUGUGUUACUGUCGAAUCUUUAUGCUUCACAUGGGAGGUGGAAUGAUGUGGGGAGGGUGAGGGAAGCCAUGAAAAAUAGGGCUGUCAAAAAAAUACCAGGAUUCAGUUAUACUGAAGUUGGUGGUGUGAUCUAUAAAUUUAUUAACGGUGAUCAGAGCCAUCCCAAUUGGAGGGAUAUUUAUCAGAAGCUUGAUGAGAUUAGGUUUAGGAUUAGUGAAUGCGGAUAUGUGCCAGAGACCAAUAAUGUGUUGCACGAUAUAGGUCAUGAGGACAAGGAGAAUGUGUUGGGUUAUCACAGUGAGAAGUUGGCUGUGGCCUUUGCUUUGAUAAGCACUAGCGCUGAAGUGCCUAUUAGUGUAAACAAGAAUCUAAGAAUAUGCGGAGACUGUCAUACAGCGAUUAAACUCAUUUCGAAGAUUUAUAAGAGGGAAAUUAUUGUUCGUGACAGAACUCGCUUUCACAAAUUCAAGAAUGGCUCUUGUACUUGUAGAGAUUAUUGGUGAAAUGCAUAAUGUUUUAAUUUCUCGUCUGUGGGCUGUACAAGUGUCCCUGGAUAGUUCUUGUUACUUGAAGAUUGAAUUACUACAAUUUUGGAAGCAGAUGAUAAGCUCUUAUGCAUACCUACCUACGUACGCAUGCAUUGAUGGAUAUACAGACAGCAUUUCAGAACAAGUGCAGGUCCUCGCAAGAAGCUUAUUGCAACUGCUGAAUAGCAUUAGGCUAAUUCUUUUUACUCUGUCAAUCGAGAAGUGCAGUCUGAGAAGGGGGCAAAACUAUCAAGUGCGAUCGUACCAUUAUUUGGAAAGGGUAACUGCACUGUAUUCAUGUAGGCUUGCUUGCUCUCUCUUUCUUCAUGGUCCAGAGACGAAUGAGCACUUGUUUCGUGUCUUCACUCUUGAGACUCUAGUGCAAGGAAGGAACAAAAGUUCGAUUGCACAUCUACUUUUUUUAAUUAAAGACUGGUAUUGAUUGUC